AGGAAGGCAUGCUCAUCUCAACAUCGUACACGACACUCUCUUUCCAAUCUGUCACGCUACUAAACCCAUCCAUUCUGAUCCUCGUCGGAUUCCACCAAAAGGGUUUUUGAUACGUGAAGAAGAUGAUGACAAUUCGCUCCCAAUCUUCAGUAUCAUCGUCCAAAAUUUUCUCAUCUCUACGAUCGUCCUCCAUUAAUCCAUCGUCUUCAAGCUCCAGAACCUCCGUUUUCGUCAAAACUGUCUUCACAUCAACCAUGAAUCAUUCCGUUAAAACCGCAUUGAAAGUUCCGAUUGUUUCAGCUUCUCAAUCCACUAAUGGAUCCCACUUUUCGUCAUCUUCGGGUGGUGAUUCGUUCUUCAGAAGUGUGCUUUCAAGUAUGGAACAAGUGUAUUUGAAUCGAAACCCAACUGCAAAAGCAAUCCUGGAGCUUGUCGGAUCUACAGAUGCUAAUCAAAUAUGCUAUGAUCAUAUCGCAUAUCGGACGUUUGGGGUAAAUGGUUAUGGAAUCGAUUCUAUAUCAAAGUUCUUCCUUGAUUUUGGUUAUACUCAACGCGAAGAAUUAAGAUUUCCAAAAAAGAAGCUGAAAGCUCUCUGGUUUUCACCUCCAAACGUCUCCUCCAUUAAUGGUGGCAGCGGUGUUCAUGGCCCCUUACCUAGAAUCUUCAUCUCUGAACUUCUUGUGGAUCAAAUGAGCCUACAAGCCCAGGAAAUAAUCAGAAAGUACACCGGGCUAUCGGGUGCUGGACAUAAACAUACUGUCCUUUCAAGUGCUCUUGGUUGUUUAACGUGGCCCAAACCAUCACAUGAUGAAUUCCAACAAUUAGCUAGUGAAAGUGAGUAUGCUGCAUGGACUCUAGUCAAUGGUUACAUGGUAAAUCAUGUCACCAUAUCAACUCAUAGGCUCAAAUCUCGCUUGAAAAACAUCAAGAAUUUUAACGAGUUCAUUGAGGACAAAGGGUUCAAGUUGAACUCGGAAGGGGGCGUUCUCAAAGUGAGCCCAGAUGCUCUAUUGUUGCAAAGUUCAACGGUUGCAGACUCGAUCCCGUUUGAAUUCUCCGAUGGCAUCAAAGAAUCGGUCCCGUGUUCAUAUAUCGAGUUUGCUGAGCGCAUUGUGUUGCCCGAAUACAAAGAUUUACCCGAAGAUAAGGUUCAAGAGGUUCAUAGACGAGAUGGAUUUGAAGUUGGUAACGCUGAUAAAAUAUUUGAGAGCACAUCGAUGGAUCAGUUAAAUAGGAGAGUUGCUUGAGGCAAAACACAAGUGAUUCGAUGAUAAUCAAACAUGUAAUUAGAAUAAACUACUAGCAACAAAUGUGAAGUUGUUUCUCAAGUA
Lactuca virosa is the source of this 1331-nucleotide messenger RNA. Lineage: Eukaryota; Viridiplantae; Streptophyta; Magnoliopsida; Asterales; Asteraceae. The record is from the annotation of a GenBank genome assembly.